Vigna radiata var. radiata (mung bean) is the source of this 579-nucleotide messenger RNA. RefSeq lists its product as uncharacterized. Lineage: Eukaryota; Viridiplantae; Streptophyta; Magnoliopsida; Fabales; Fabaceae. The transcript is spliced from 2 exons. Bases 1 to 579 code for a protein of 192 amino acids. The record is from RefSeq and is a predicted model, not a curated record.
AUGUUCAUCAUCCCCCCUCUUAUCUACAAGAUUACCAUCACUCUUUCACAUCAACUUCUACCAAUCUUCAUCAAGAUUUCUGAGUCAUCUACUAUAGCUCUUCUUGUGUAUGUAGACCAUAUUGUUCUUGCUAGCAACAACGUUGCAGAAAUUGAAACUAUUACAAGCCUCCUUGAUCAUGCCUUUAAGAUAAUGAAUCUUGGUUAUCUCAGAUAUUUUUUGGGCCUUGAAGUUGCCCGAAACAACUCUGAAAUUCGUCUCUCUCAACACAAGUACACUCUUGACAUUUUGACAGAUUGUGGUAUGUUAACAUCUCUCCCUGUUGCCAUGCCAAUGGAUUACACUGCUCGACUUUCCACUUCAUCUGGCACACCACUUCCUGAUUCUUCCUCCUAUCGUCUGCUUCUUGGACGCUUAAUCUAUCUCACUACCACUCGCCCCGAUAUCUCCUAUGUUGUGCAUCAUCUCAGCCAAUUUAUGUUAGCUCCUGCACAUUCUCAAGCAACCUUUCGCAUUUUACGAUAUCUGAAGCAAGCUCCUGGUUUAGGCCUAUUUUUCGCAGCUAAUAGUUCUCUCUAA